AUGGUCAUGACUUGUAUUGAAAAUUUAUCUAAUGAAAUUUUUUAUGAAAUAUUCGAUUAUCUCGAUGGUUGUGAUAUAUAUAAAGCAUUUUCAAAUCUUAAUCAUCGUUUCGAAAAAUGUCUUCAAUGUUCAUCUCUUCGAUUCAAGAUUAAACUUGAUUCUUCAUCUAGUAAAAUAUUUAUGAAUUAUUCUAAACAAGUUAGACUUAUGAAUAAACAUCAAAUAUUAUCACUUGAUCUACGGUCAGGAUUAUACAUCGAUGAAUUUCUUUCAACAUUUAUUAUUAAUUCAUCAUUUAAUUAUCUCGAAUCAAUCACUCUUCAUUUUAUGGAAGAAUAUUUUCUUCUAUCACUUCUUCAUCAUUUUAUUUAUUUACCUCGUCUUUUAUCAUUAAAUGUUCAUGCAGAUGAAACUUUGACUGAUUUAAGUGACGUCUAUCGAUUGGGUUUUGCUUUACCUAUAUUAAAAUAUUUCAAAAUAAAGUCAGAAGAUUGGAUAGUAUCGUGGCCAUUUGCUACGACGAACCAACAGUUUAGUACUGUGAAACACCUUGUCAUUGAUCAUUAUUGUACAUUUGAUCACCUUGCUACUAUACUUUCUUAUACACCUCACCUUUGCCAUUUGUGUUUUGAACAUCAAUCAGAUCAUGAUUCAAAUGUUGAAAUAAUAUUACCAAUAACAUUAUCCAAUUUAACACGUAUUUCUUUAAAGAUCAUUCGUUCAGAUUAUGAUGAAGUUAUAAAAUUUCCUAAGAAAAUAUCUUCGAAAUUAAAAUUUCUUCGUCUUACUAGUCAAUCCAAUGAUGUUAUUUAUCUUGUAUCUCAUCUUUGGGAACGAUUAAUUUUACAACAUUUUCCAAAUCUAGAAAAAUUUUACCUAAAACAUUUUGAAUCUAUUGUUUAUGAUAACAGAUCUAGAAAUUAUCUUUGGCAAGGUAAUCAAUUUACAUCAUCAUUUUGGAUUGAACGGCAAUGGAUUUUUCAUGCUGAAAUUUAUACUGAUGAAAUUAUUUAUUCAAUUUAUCCACACAAGUAUAAUAAUAAAAAAAUCUUUUCUAUUAAAUUAAUUCUUUUUCCUUUUUUCUAG
This is a messenger RNA of Rotaria sp. Silwood1, 1086 nucleotides long. The record is from the annotation of a GenBank genome assembly. Lineage: Eukaryota; Metazoa; Rotifera; Eurotatoria; Philodinida; Philodinidae.